Messenger RNA from Glycine soja, 1122 nucleotides. Its product is annotated as FAM206 family protein-like. The transcript is spliced from 6 exons. The record is from RefSeq and is a predicted model, not a curated record. Gene Ontology annotation, cellular component: nucleus. Lineage: Eukaryota; Viridiplantae; Streptophyta; Magnoliopsida; Fabales; Fabaceae. The coding region runs from base 194 to 805 and encodes 203 amino acids.
GAGAAUCCUCAAUCCUAAGUUGUUGUCACCUCACUUGUAACUUGUAAGUACCAACGAACCCAGUGGUUCUGUAACCUUUGAUACCUGUUACCACAUACUAGUUACGAGUGUUACCCUAUUUGUCGAAGGCUGCUUGUUGCAGUUUUUUUUUUUUCUCUCUCUCUCUCUCAUUUAAAAUUGAAUAAAUAAAAAAAUGUCAACCAUAAACAAGGACCAUAUCGUCGAUGAAUCGAACCGUUCAGAAACCAAACUAGUCGAAGAGGAAGAGGAAGAGGAAGACUUACAGAAGCUUCUAGUCCCUGACGUGCAGAAUCUUCCUCUGAUCCCUCCUUCCGCCGUUGAAACCAACUUUGCCACUUACUUCGCCCUAGAUUUUAUGAAGCCAGCUCACGAUCAGUACGUUUACCGCCACGCCAAUGGCUUGUGCGUGAUUGGGUUGGCUCCUUCCCACGUUGCUUUCAAGGAUGAAGGUGGAAUCACAGCCGUUGAUUUCAAUGUUGGAAAGUCUGAUCGCAGCGGGAUGAAAGUCACUGGAAAGCGGAAGAAGAAUGCACAACACUUUGAGUCCAAUACGGCUUUGUGUAAAAUUUCUACCAAAAAUGAUUCUUAUAUUGUGAGAUGUUGCGUCAAAGGCUCCCUUUUGGAAGUCAAUCAACAAUUAAUCAAGCAGCCAGAACUGCUUAAUGUUUCGGCUUACAGAGAAGGAUACAUUGCUAUUAUCAUGCCAAAACCUGCUGAUUGGCUCAAGGUCAAGGCUUCCCUAGUUAGCCUUCAGGAGUACAAGAAAUUGAGGGAAGUCAAUUGAAUCUGGAACAAGAAUGGUGCCAUAAUCGAAGUGCUUACCCCACAUGAUGCUUCAUUUAGUGGGGCCCCAAAUGCUACAAACCGGAUCAAAUUGAUAAAUUUUUAGGUGCAGCAUAUGGCGAAAAACCUUACACCGUGGCCAGAUGAUUAGUUAAAUGAAAUCUCUUAACUCCACGGCCAACCAAGAAUCUCAUGUUAUUGGAUCUACUCCAUUCUUUAGGUUUUUCUCUUUUAUUUUUUGCUUUGUUAUUUUAUUUCUUCUUUUGAACUAUUUAAAUUAAUAACAAAUAAUAAUGAUGAUGACAUGACUUUUGGCCA